CUUCAUGACUUGGUAAUGCCAUUUUGCUACGAAAACAGUGUCGCGUGAGUUGAGGAAGAGUAUUAUUCUUACAUACAUAAAUUACACUAUUUUGUAUUAUUCCGAAUUAAUCUAACAUAACUGACACUGUAGAGAAAUACAGUUCUUCGUUAGGGGCGUGAACUGGCUCAUUUAUUCCUGAGAGCCACUUUUUCAGACAGGGUAGCGCUAACAAAGGAACAUCAGGAUCCAAGCAGUUAUUAACUGGUAAAGUUCUUUGCUAUUUCCCCUGGUGUAUAUAGUUUACUAUUUAUUUUUUGCCGUAUUUCGAUCAUUAAGCGAUCGAUUAAGGCUAUAUUUUACCGUUGCUAAGCAAUAUAUUUGUUAUUCGUGCUCGCACGCGCUAGCUGCUAACGUAAACGUGCGCACGCCCUAAAGUUCACGUUACCGCAUUUGUUUCGCGAGGUUGCUCGAUUGAGAAGAGAUGGCGGAGAUGUACAUUCGCGUUGCGGAGGAGGAAAAUGAAGAGCCGAUGGAGAUCCCGUCUGAGGACGACGGCACGGUGUUGCUGUCCACAGUGGCCGCUCAGUUUCCAGGGGCGUGCGGCCUGCGCUUUCGGAGCCCAGUGUCGCAGUGCAUGAGGGGAGUGCGCUUGGUGGAUGGAGUUCUGCACGCCCCCGAGAACGACUGGGGAAACCUGGUUUAUGUGGUCAAUUAUCCCAAAGAAUCCAUCCUCCCAGAUAAUAAGAGGAAGAUGGAUGAGAUCGAUGCCUCAUCAGCAACAAAGAUCAAGAGAGGGGACCAGAAGACCUCAGAUCUGAUUGUGCUGGGUUUGCCAUGGAAAACUUCAGAACAAGACCUAAAAGACUACUUCAAUACAUUUGGGGAAGUCAUCAUGGUCCAGGUCAAGCGGGACUUGAAGACUGGUAAUUCGAAAGGAUUUGGUUUUGUGAGAUUUACCGAGUGGGAGACUCAGACCAAGGUGAUAUCACAGAGGCACAUGAUUGAUGGCAGGUGGUGUGACUGCAAAUUGCCAAACUCAAAGCAAGGUCCCGAUGAGCCAAUGAGGAGCCGGAAAGUGUUUGUGGGCCGUUGCACAGAAGACAUGACCGCUGAUGAGCUCCGUCAGUUCUUCUUGCAGUACGGGGAGAUAACCGAUGUCUUCAUUCCAAAACCCUUCAGAGCGUUCGCUUUUGUCACCUUUGCUGAUGACCAGGUUGCCGCCUCACUGUGCGGAGAGGAUCUGAUCAUCAAAGGAGUCAGCGUGCACAUUUCCAAUGCUGAACCAAAACACAACAACACUAGGCAGAUGAUGGAACGAGCGGGACGCUUUGGGAAUGGGGUCGGAGGUCAGAGUUUUGCAGGCAGCCGGGGUGGCAUGGGGGGUAGCUCCAGCAACAUGGGGAAUUUUGGCAAUUUUAACCUUAACCCAGCCAUGAUGGCUGCCGCCCAGGCUGCCCUGCAGAGCAGUUGGGGCAUGAUGGGUAUGUUAGCUCAGCAGAAUCCGUCCACAACAUCUGGCACAAGCGGCACAAGUUCUAAUCGGGACCAGACCCAAACAUACAGCUCGGGCAACAGCAACUACAGCGGAAGCUCAGCCGCUCUCGGGUGGGGCUCUGCCUCCAACACUGGCACUGGUGGUAGUGGGUUUAACUCAAGCUUUGGUUCUAGUAUGGAUUCAAAGUCAUCAGGGUGGGGUAUGUAAGUUGUGUUCGGUUUUUGAUUUUGAAGUGUUGGUAAUUCUAGUGUGUUUGGUAAGUAUAUUUCGAGAGACAUAUCUCGUCACGUGUGUUUGGGGAGUGGAGAUGGGUGAAAGGGGCGUCUGGGGACAUAAAAUAAACAGAUUUUGUACAUUAAAUGCAGUUUAAUUUAGUGUUUGCAGUGAGAUGUUAACCAGGAUGUUGCAUUAAUGUACCAUCUUUGGGGUUGUUUUUUUUUCCCUCAAUGUUGUAUCGUCUUAGUUGAUGCAAAGCAUUUCAACUGGAUUCUUAUAAUGCAUGUUGUUCUAAUCUAUGAAUAUCUGAAAAUGCAUGAGUUGCAAUCGUCUUUAAAGAAAGAAAGAAACUUGCAUUUUGAAAGUUGAAACCUGAAAAUAUUUAAGUUCAGCUAUAAUGCAGUCCAGUUGUUUGGAAACACCUUAAAACAAGCCUUCAUCAUAAUCUCUUCUGCAGUUGACAUCUGUGGGGUUUGCCUGGGAAGAGGGCCCUCUAUGGCAGCACAGUGUGGCUGAGGUCAUUAGGUCACCUGCCUCCCCAUGUCUAUAUGCUCUCAUCGCACGGCUUGAUGACACGGUGGGUGUCUCCUUUUUAAUCAACAUUUUAUGACAAGAACUGCGCAGAAAGUGACUUUUUUUUUAACAACACUUGAGUGCGAUUGGUGAUGGCGAAGAGUGAGAAGGCUGCGAGUGAGCGAAGAAAGUGUGGAGCGCACGAACGGAAAGACUUGCGAGUGCGAUGAAAGAGAGCCCAAUUGUGACAGAAGUGGAUGGCUUUAGUGAGCGUGUGAAUGAGAGCUGUUAAAACUUCCCAGCUUCCCCUUAAUUGAGCCCAAAUAAUGGACAUUUAGUUAACGUGUGUACCUUUUUAAAGAUUUUAAUUUUUUUUCUCCCUAGGUCCCCCAUUUUACUUUUCUCCUUUAGAAUACUGACAAUAUGCUUAAGUAGUUAGUGGAAUGUUGUGAUGAUGAUGCAUACUUUGUGUCUUGCUUCUAUUAUCCCAUCUGAAUGCUGUAUGGUGUGUGUGUGUGUGUGUGUGCUUUAUUUCCUUGUAACUUGACCUGUAAGUGUGAACUUUGUGGAUGACAUCUUUAGUGGACACUGAGGGGGGGGGACACAUGAGUGAUGGUGUAAGAGUGACCUGUAUGUAGAGCUGUGGAUGUCUGUGUAGUUCUCUCUAGAUAAUGUUGCUCUGUGUUUUCAAAGGAAUUUUAUUAAACUUGUCAAAUGAAGGGAGUGCUUCAAUAAAACUAAUUUGAAUAGAUUGCUGUUUUCUCUUACUGGU
Messenger RNA from Xyrauchen texanus (razorback sucker), 2978 nucleotides. RefSeq names its product TAR DNA-binding protein 43-like. NCBI's taxonomy places the organism in Eukaryota, Metazoa, Chordata, Actinopteri, Cypriniformes, Catostomidae. The record is from RefSeq and is a predicted model, not a curated record. The transcript has 5 exons. Gene Ontology annotation, biological process: regulation of gene expression. Bases 464 to 1684 code for a protein of 406 amino acids. Gene Ontology annotation, cellular component: nucleoplasm. Gene Ontology annotation, molecular function: RNA binding.